AUGCUCUCAAACUCCCUGCGUUUCCCGUCUCGUCGCCUCUCCCAGUUGAAAGUAUCUCGGGGUCUAAGUUCUGUUCCGGCACCGGUAUAUGAUGAUUCCGAAGACGAACCUUUAGGAUUCCCACCCAAUGAUCUUCGUCGCAGUAGUAGCGACGGUCUUUGUGUUAAUGACCUCCUCGAUGGCAAUGGUGUUCCCGCCAUGCUGAGGCACGGGUUCAGUCCCAAUGAGUACACUUUGUCUAGCGUGGUGAAAGCUGCCGCAGCUGAGACUCGUGGGUGUUGUGGUCACCAGCUUCACGGCUUCGCUCUCAAGUGCGGCUUCCAUUUGAAUGUUCACGUUGGCAGCUCUCUUCUUGAUCUCUACGCACGCUAUGGUCUUAUGGACGAUGCACAAUUGGUUUUUGAUGCGCUUGAGAGCAGGAAUGAUGUUUCUUGGAAUGCUCUAAUCGCUGGCUAUGCUAGGGGAUGUGUACCCAUCACUUAUCUGAUAUAUCUUACUUACUCCUCUGCUGCUGUAUCUCCUGCA
Thlaspi arvense is the source of this 525-nucleotide messenger RNA. The record is from the annotation of a GenBank genome assembly. NCBI's taxonomy places the organism in Eukaryota, Viridiplantae, Streptophyta, Magnoliopsida, Brassicales, Brassicaceae.